UCUUCACCCAUUUUAACCAUUGAAAUGCCUGGCAGUCAACUUCAAAUGCCUAAUGGAGCAAAUAUCUUGACCAGAAAAUAUACUUGAAUUCAUUCAGGGGCUUAUCCAAGACCCAGUGGUACAGCACACAGAGCGUGGUGGAGGAAUCCUUGCAGGCAGCCCUCCCUCUGAAUAGGCAGGCACCCACUGCGUCAGUAACCUGAUUACCCUAGCUGUCAGUCAUAAUAAGGCCAGGCCUCAGAUCCCCACCACGGGACGGGACAAACUUGGUCCUCCGAUAGGGAGUCAGAGGACAGACUUGGUCCUCUGAUAGGGAGUCAGAGGACAGAUGAGGAAGAGGACGGCAGCUCUUCUCCGAACACAGACAGACAAAGACAAAGUGUGCAGAAUUCAACAGGAAGCUCUGUACAGACUGAGACUGCUGGAUCCUCCAGUGUUUUACAGCCCUCUCUGCACUGACCAUUGGUAUAAGAAGAGAGACUGCUGCCUGAGGCCUGGGUACAGGGAGGCUAGGAUCCUAGCACUGCCACACAAGCAGCUCCACAGUAAUGUCAGCCUCCCUCCUGGACGCUGAUCCCAUCUAUGCCACGGUGGUCCACACUGCCAAGGCUGAGGCCAGGGAGUCAACAGGGGCUGUGGCUGUCCCUCCAGUCAGGCUGAAGCCUCCGGGGGACCUGAAGUUGACCCGGAGCCUCUCCAAGUCGGACUCAGACCUGUUGGUGUCUCCCCUGGGUGAGGAGGAUGGGGGUCUGAACAGCUGCUGUGAGUCUGUGGCUAACUGCAGUUCUGGGAACAAACAGAUGGAGAGAUCGCCCUCCUUCGCCUCCGAGUGGGAUGAGAUUGAGAAGCUCAUGAACCUGAUUGGAGCAGGCAUCGAGUCAUCCAAUGACCAGCAGCGCACCACAGAUGGGGCCUGCAGCAAAGCCCUGGACCAGCCUGUGGGAGAGUGGCUGGAGCAUGUGGGGCUGCCGCAGUACGAGAGCAAGCUGCUGCUUAAUGGCUUUGACGACCUACGCUUCAUGGGCAGUAACGUGAUGGAGGACUUGGACCUUAGAGACAUGGGAAUCACUGACCCUGGACACAGAAAGAAGAUCCUCCACGCAGCACGCAGCUUGCCCAAGGUGAAGGCCCUGGGCUGUGAUGGCAGCACCUCUCUCUCCACCUGGUUGGAUGUGCUAGGUCUGCAGGAGUACCUGCCUAACUUCCUGUCUAGCGGCUACCGUACCUUGGACUGUGUGAAGAACCUAUGGGAGUUGGAGAUUGUCAACGUGUUGAAAAUCGGCGUUCUGGGCCACAGGAAGAGGAUCAUAGCGUCUCUGGCAGAGCGGCCCUAUGAGGAGGCCCCGACCAAAUCACAGAUCUCUCACCGUCUCUCACAGAUCAGGUUUCAGGACUUGUUGUCCCAGACAGGGACCUCUGCUCUGAGUCAGAUGGACCCGUCCACCAGUCGCUCCAUGGACAUGCUCCUGCCCCUGGGAGAGGCAGGCAGGAGGAGGAGAGCCAUGGACCAGGACUGCAGUUUGUCCCUGCGCUCCUACAGCGAGAGACCACGCUCUCAUGACAGACAGAGUGACAGACAUAGGGAACCCAGUUUGACCCUUCGGCCGCCUAGCCAGUCUGCCACAUACGCUACAGUGUCCGCUUGGCAUCACCAGCCUGAGAAACUCAUCUUAGAGUCCUGUGGGUAUGAGGCCAGUUAUUUAGGAUCAAUGAUUAUCAGGGAUCUACGGGGGAUUGAGUCAACUCAAGAAGCCUGUGCCAAAAUUAGGAAGUCGAAGGACCAUUCAAGAAAGGGUCCUGUUGUCAUCCUUUCCAUCACAUAUAAAGGGGUCAAGUUUAUCGACGCAGCCACUAAGACCAUAGUAGCCGAGCAUGAGAUCAGGAACAUCUCCUGUGCGGCCCAGGACCCUGAGGAACUCUGCACCUUCGCCUACAUCACCAAGGACAAUAAAAGUGGCCACCACUUCUGCCAUGUCUUCAGCACUGUGGAAGUGACCCAGACCUAUGAGAUCAUCCUGACGCUGGGUCAGGCCUUUGAGGUGGCCUAUCAGCUGGCUCUCCAGACCAAAGCCAGGCAGUAUGUCCCAGUCCCCCCACCAUCGCUGGGGUCAGAGGUCAUUGAGACCAAAUCCAGCCGGCCCACAUCACAGCAAUGGAGCAGCAUGAGGAGAUCAACAGGUGCCCCUCCGCUAGAAUGCCGCUGCUGUUACUGUCACACGUGUACUACACACCGCCCCUCCUUCCUCCCGUUGCACUCUGUUAGCCCUGGAGUCCAGAUUGACCCUCUGGAGAUGGACACAGACAUGCAGUCCCUGGGCAGCACCACCUGGCUCUUCAACCAGAGAGACUCCAACAAGCGCCCUGUCAGCACCAAGUACGAGACCACCAUAUUCUGAGACUGGAUCGCCUGCCCCAUCCUCACCUCGCACUAGCACCCAGUUUGACCCCUGACCUCUACCGCCCUCUCUCUCUCUCACAAGCCCUGUGCCUUCUCACUGUGAUGGUAGCAUCCCUCAGGGCUGCCCCCUCUCCUUUGCCCUGCCCUACACAAACCUCACCCUGCUCUGACAUCACACAUCCCUGCAGCUCUCUCCUGUUCCUCACCACUUGGCAGACCCUGCUCCUCCUGCAGCCACUGAUGGAGCCCCUUGACUUGUGGAUGGACCUGAACUGAACCUACAAUGGCCCUGCUCUCUCAACCGAUCUGCCUCCUCCUCCUCCCAACUACUUGCAUUUGCAUCCACCCCCUAUUAGGUUUAUCAACAUUGAAGACAUUGUGGAUUUUUGUUCUCUUCCUGUCAUGCCAUUAUUUUCCAAGUGACUCCCUUCGGUCACAACAAGCAUGACUUUUUUUCUGUUCAGCUACCUGUUGCAUUUUUACCUGAUAGUAACAUGAUAAGCAUUGGCUGUACUGCCAAUGUGAACAAGAAAAGAACAAACCUUCACAAGUACCUCUUUUUAUCUAACGCCAAAGGAGUACUAUUCUUGUGAUAUUAUCAACUUACCGUUUUGGUCCCAUAUAGAGUGGAACAAAGAACAUUAUCUUGUCCCAAACAACCUCCUCAGCCAUAAACAAUAGUUUACCCCCUUCCCAAAAGGAUUUACAAUUUUGUCUUUUUAAUACCAUGUUUAUUUUUGUAUUUCACUUGUUUUUCGCUAAAGGCAAGUUCAAUAUUUUUCUUUCCCUAUCUGUAGCUUGUCCUGUCUUGCCAGGCAUCUACCACUGUGAGGCGCUGUGAGGAGACACAUCACCUGAGAUGCAUGAAAGACAAAAAAUCUAUAAGAAAAAAAAGUAUUUUUUCUACGCAUUUUUUUUAUCAUACAUUGAUGGAUCAUCAAGGAAUCUUCCCUUUCCAUUCAAAAUGGAUCAAGAACUGAACCUCAAAUUCCUGUGUGCUCUUCUUGUACACAAAUGGGAGGACAACUUCGUCAUCAAUCUGCCAAGAUCAGUAGCCUUAAUUACUUCAAUCUGGCCAUCUAUCAGUUUAUCUAAAUGUAAUCAAUUGAGCAUCCCUUGCCACCAUCACACACUCUCCACACCUGCUGACUGCUACAUGCGUCUUCCAUGGUUAAAAAGACUAACAGUACUUUUGAGUUGACAACACAUGAACACUUUGGCUGAGCUGCAAUGAAGUUGUUGUAAUGGUACAGGUUUGUCCAGAUAACACUGUCUAAAAUGCUCUGUAGCUUCACAGUGUGCAUGGUGCCUCACCAGUCAUUUUAUUGCCAAGAGAGACAAUCAACAGAGACUGUUUGGCUCAUCAGAGAACACUGUGUUAAAACAUGGCACUAUCCCUUAAAAAAAGAUAUUGUUUUAAAAUGGAUAUGGUUGGUUCCUUUAAUAAGAUAUGCUUUUAAGACCAGGGCUUCCUGGAAUAUCUUUAGUGAAAGAAACCAAGGGAAGCAAGACCACAAUAAUAUCGGCGUAGUAAAUAAUUUAAGUGCAAAUGUAUGAGAAAUUACCAAAACACCAUGGUCAUGAAGGUCACGUUUUGGGGAUGUCCAAGGAAUUUGAGGGCAAUAAUUGAAUUUGCCAAUUCAUAGUGAAGGAUACAAGAUAUUCCCAAUAACAUUGUUUUAAUUUUAGACAAUUUAUGAGGCAAGGCACAUUUGUGUUGCUGGACUCCUUAUGUUGCAUCUUAUCAAGAUUACGUGGGUUGUAAUCCAUGCCAUGGCACAUAGGUUCAGCAUGAGGUACAGUAUGUUUAAACAAAUUACUCACAAAAACAUUAGCGACAGUGCCAAAGAUUCAGGCUUACUCAUGGAACUUUACAUUUGAGGGAUCAAAAUGUAAAUAGAUAUGCUUUCAUUGUGCAAAUAGUUUUUGGUUGAAAAUAUCUGUGAAACUGCAUUCUUGUUUUUCCUUUCACAGGGAUUUAUACCGCAGGUCUAGUUAUCUACACUAUAUAUACAAAAUAUGUGGACACCCCUUAUAAUUAGUGGAUUCGGCUAUUUCAGCCACACCCGUUGCUAACAGGUGUAAAAU
Oncorhynchus tshawytscha (Chinook salmon) is the source of this 4486-nucleotide messenger RNA. RefSeq names its product ankyrin repeat and sterile alpha motif domain containing 1Ab (gene anks1ab). Gene Ontology annotation, cellular component: cytosol. The coding region runs from base 549 to 2396 and encodes 615 amino acids. Gene Ontology annotation, molecular function: protein binding. The record is from RefSeq and is a predicted model, not a curated record. Lineage: Eukaryota; Metazoa; Chordata; Actinopteri; Salmoniformes; Salmonidae. The transcript is spliced from 15 exons.